AUGAAUGACACCGAGCUUUUUUGGCGGGCUUCAUUCGUUCCGCAAAUAAAAAGUUACCCUUUCAAAAGGAAUCCCAAGAUUGCUUUCAUGUUCUUGACUAGAGGUCCUUUGCCUUUGGCGCCUUUGUGGGAGAAGUUCUUCAAGGGGAAUGAGAAUCUUUAUUCGAUUUAUAUUCACUCUUUGCCUUCUUAUCAGCCUGAGUUCUUGCCGGAGUCAGUUUUCUAUGGCAGGCAAAUUCCGAGCCAGGUUGCCAAGUGGGGCAAAAUUAGCAUGGGGGAUGCCGAGAGGCGUCUCCUCGCGAAUGCCCUUCUCGACUUUUCCAACGAGUGGUUUGUUCUCGUGUCCGAGGCUUGCAUCCCAGUCCGCAACUUCAGCACCGUCUACCGAUACCUCUCUGGUACCCCACUGAGCUUCAUGGGCUCGUACGACGAGCCCAGCCCGGAGGGUCGGGGCCGCUACAACCGGAAGAUGGCCCCGCUCGUCAACCUCACCAAUUGGCGCAAAGGGUCCCAAUGGUUCGAGGUCCAUCGGGAAUUGGCCGUGAGGAUUGUCCGAGACACAGUCUACUACCCAAAAUUCAAGCGGUUCUGCCAGCCCGCGUGCUACUCGGACGAGCACUACUUCCCGACCAUGCUCACGAUCGAGUCCCCUCGUCAGUUGGCGAACAGGAGCUUCACGUGGGUUGACUGGUCGAGGGGAGGGGCCCACCCGACGACUUUUGGGCCGGAGGACCUCGAUGAGUGGUUUUUCAUGGAAAUCACCGAGCAAUCGAAGGGCUGCCUGUACAACGACCGGCCCACGUUGAUGUGUUACAUGUUCGCCCGCAAGUUUGCGCCGAGCGCGUUGGAUUCGUUGAUGGGGAAUUCGAUCCAGUGGUUCGGGUUUUGA
Striga hermonthica is the source of this 888-nucleotide messenger RNA. Lineage: Eukaryota; Viridiplantae; Streptophyta; Magnoliopsida; Lamiales; Orobanchaceae. The record is from the annotation of a GenBank genome assembly.